AUGGACUUCAAGACCAGCAAACCCGGGCGCUCCUAUGGCGAGGCCAUCACUAAAGUGGGCGAGUUUUCUGUCCAACAAAUGGCCAAAAUAUGGCCACAAAAGUCUGAGCAGCAGUUGUAUGGCAUGCUUGGACUGACCCCGAUGUUAGGCCUUAAUGAUAAUGGCGAGCAUUUUAUGCAGAGCGACGCCCAGGCGGUGGUGGCUUUUGCCAAACAGAAGCAGAUUGGUCAUUUGGGUUUUUGGUCAAUUAAUCGUGAUAAACCGUGUCGUAAGAAAUUUUUAGUGCAACCGUAUCCACCUUCUGGCUCAGCGUACGCCACGUCGGAUCAAUGGUCAAACAACACGGGAAAGUGCGGCAUAUGUGGCGCCCCAUACGAUGGUCCGCUCAACAACGAACUGCCCAACGGUUUGUACGCCAAACCCCUGUUCAUCACCCGAACCUACGGCUCCGGCAGUUCAGUGGACAUUAAAGUGGUCGUAACGGCCAACCAUUUCGGGUUCUUUGAGUUCCGUCUGUGUCCAACCACCACAAUGGACAGGGAGGUCACUCAGGGUUGUCUGGAUCAGCACUUGUUACCUGUGCUCAACUCAAAGGUCGGGCCCGGCGGUAUAUAUCUGGAAAAUAGCUGUCAUUCAGUCCAAGAGCUGACCGCAGCCUAUAAAAAGGUACUGUCUGUGACGGGCGCUACCGGUUUGGAUGUGGACGUAGAGGUGUCCAUACCUUUAGAUACAGUGAUGGGAGCGUUGGUCGCCAUCCAAAAGGAAAAUCCCAACAUUACUGUUAGCUUCACUGUUCCUACUCAGGGCGAUGACUACGGUAUGAACGACCCGUACGGCGUGGAUGUGCUGAAGAGUGCGGCCAAACACGGCGUUAACGUAGAUGUAGUCAAUGUAAUGGUAAUGGACUUCAGGACCAGCAAACCCGGGCGCUCCUAUGGCGAGGCCAUAUCUAAAUCUGAGCAACAGCUCUAUGGCAUGCUUGGACUGACCCCGAUGUUAGGCCUUAAUGAUAAUGACGAGCAUUUUAUGCAGAGCGAUGCCCAGGCGGUGGUGGCCUUUGCCAAACAAAAACAGAUAGGGCAUUUGGGUUUUUGGUCAAUUAAUCGUGAUAAACCGUGUCGUAAAGUUAGCCCCAGGUUUAACGGUAAAUGGGUGCAGGCUGAUCCCAAUUGCUCCAGUAUCCAGCAGCAAGCAUUUGAAUUUACCAAGAUUUUUAACACCAUUAAUCAAUAA
Molecule: messenger RNA, 1233 nt
Organism: Medioppia subpectinata
Lineage: Eukaryota; Metazoa; Arthropoda; Arachnida; Sarcoptiformes; Oppiidae
Source: the annotation of a GenBank genome assembly